AUGUGGAGUGCAAAUGAUGUCAGCAGUGGGGCCUUCACUAUCCUAAAGGCCGGCUUGCAGACGGACAGCUACUUAGCAUUCCCGUGCGACAUUUUGUUUGGCACUCGCAAGGAUCUCUCGGAUCCUGAGAGCCCGCACAGGGCGCAAAAUGUCAGCGAGUCUGACCGCCCGGAUGCCCAGGAGUGCCUGCGGGAUGCAUGGUUGUCGGAGCCAGCAAGACCCAAGUCAUCGCAGGAUUCCGCCCAGCCUGUGGCACGCGCUGUUCUAGUACAUCAUGUGCGAGGACGAGCACAGCCGGUGCAAAGCCAGCAAAGGACGAUGGCACACAAUGCGGCCAUUGGAAAUGUCCAACAGCUUCUGCAUCGAUCGCAUGCACAGGGCGAGGCCCACCCGGCCAGUCGACGGGGCAAGCGCAUGGCCUCGGACGACCUUCCGUUGGGAAGCUCAGAGUUGUGA
This is a messenger RNA of Symbiodinium necroappetens, 456 nucleotides long. The record is from the annotation of a GenBank genome assembly. Lineage: Eukaryota; Dinophyceae; Suessiales; Symbiodiniaceae.